Punica granatum (pomegranate) is the source of this 642-nucleotide messenger RNA. NCBI's taxonomy places the organism in Eukaryota, Viridiplantae, Streptophyta, Magnoliopsida, Myrtales, Lythraceae. The record is from RefSeq and is a predicted model, not a curated record.
GCCGCCUCCUGUAUAAAUGGCGCAAAACCUUCCCCUUAGUUCCUUCCAUAUCUAUCUAGUAUAUAUUAAGAACAAACCACCACAUUUCGAUAAUAAGCUCCUCCGUCGAUCUACUCCAAUUGUGGAAAGAUAUACAAAGAUGAGAACGAGGCCUGUGAUGGUGUUUGCUCUGCUGCUGCUCAUGAUGGUGGCGAGCUCUUGCUCAGCCAUGGAGCAAAGGGCUGGUUUCAUGGUUAUGAGGGAGCGUGAGGGCGGGGGAAGGCGACUACUCAGAGAAGGUGGUGCUGAUGAGGAGGACAAUGAGCCACUUCAGUAUUCGGGAAGUAUAGCUACCGACGAUAACCACCAUGGCAUCCCUCUUCGGAAGUACCCUCCCUGAAAAGCCAUGCCGGCAUCUGGCCAACCAUCGCUGGAAUUAACCUCGUGGACUUAGAUAUACAUGAUGCAUAUAUAAGAAUUGUACUAGUUUGGUAUCGAUAGAUGGGGUGACAGAUAUGCAGCCGUAUGAGCAUGGUCGUCUACUGUCCACGUAUAUUGUGUGUAUUUGCAUGUUCAGUAAUGAGAGUAGAGUGUGUUUGUGUAUGAUGUGAUUAUUGGAGCAAAAACCCAUUGAUUUAGAUUAUAAAAUAUCUCAGUUCGUAA